GAAUAAUUGACAUGCAUAAUUGACAGUUUUCAAUGAAAAUAUAGAACCUUGUUAUAACCUUGUUGUAUCAAAUACCUCCCUAAAGGCUUAUUAGGUAUUAAGUAAGGUUUGGUUGCCAGCUGAUGUACUUUUGACUUAUGAUUGGAUCAUGAGAGUUCUGUGUUAAUCAAGCUGUACUACUAGGAGAUAGGAAUAAUUUAAGGAAGUAAGCCAUCAAGCGUCUUUGAAGACUAUGUUUUGUCCUAGACACUUCCUCUCUGUCUUUUGUCUGCUUCCUGGAUGCCACUAUGUGAGAUGAUUUCCUCAACCAUGCCCUUCCACCAUGAUGCUUCUGCCUACCAUAGGCCUAAGAGCAAUGGAACCAGCUAAUCAUGGAUCAAUGUCUCUAAUACCAUGAACUAAAAUAAGUCUUUCUUCCCUUGUUUUUCUCAGAUGUUUAGUCACUGUGGUGACACUUGUCCAAAAUAUAAUAAAUAUUUCAGCUGAUCAUUAUAUUAAGCAAAGGGCCCUUCUGAGAGCGGUCUGAUAUUACUGGACAAGAAGUCACACACCGAUGACGAAAAUGCUAGUGAACUUGAGGAUCAUCUUUCAAGACCGCAUCCAAGACAACUCUUCACCACCCAGGGUGGCAAGAUGCUAAUCAGUGAAAGAGCCUACCGCUGGCCAAGAGGAAUUGCUCGAAGUAGAUCUGAAGGAAAUUUGGUUGACAUGGAAGCCUCAACACUCUCAAAAAAUCAUAAUAUUACAGCAAGCCAGAAGCUCGGCUUUCCUCACAACUGGCCAGAUGCUUCUGUACACCAUGGCGAUAGUGCUGCAAAAGCUACCAAUCCAUUCUGGAAUGAGCUGUCUGCCUCAAACCCAUUUCUGGAUGACAUCACUCAGCUAAGAAAUAACCAAAAGAGAGAUAAUAUGUCCAUUUUGAAGGAGGAUCCUUUUCUUUUUUCAAGACAAAUAGAAACAGGGAAUUCUUUUGAUUCCUCUGGUGAUGAACUUGACAUGGAUCAGUUGCUUAGGCCAUCUUCCUCAAGGAAGUCAGGAAGAUCUAAAAGUGUUUCAGAACUCCUGGACAUCUUAGAUGAUACAACACAUACUCAUCAAAGUAUACAUAGCUCUGACCAGAUCCUAAUACAAGACUUAGAAUGGCUUCAAAAUGACCGGGAAGCAUAUAAAAUGGCUUGGCUAAGUCAACGUCAGCUGGCCCGCUCUUGCCUAGAUCUGAAUAUAGUUAAUCAUAGUCCUGGGUGGGCUCAAACACAAAUUGCAGAGACUAUUGCAGUUUGUAAAUUAAACCAUCACGGAGGAUCAGUGCAGUUACCCGACUCAGAUAUCACUGUUCAUGUACCCCAAGGACACGUAGCUGUAGGAGAAUUCCAGGAGGUAUCUCUGAGAGCAUUUCUGGAUCCUCCACCAAAGCUGAACCAUGAUCUGUCCUGCACUGUAAGCCCUCUGUUGGAAAUCAGGUUAAGCAACCUGAAGACCAUGGAAGCUAUUUUGCUGGAGAUGAAAAUUGGAGCAGAAGUGAAAAUAGAUCCUCUGAGCCAAGUCAUGACAGAAAUGGUGUGUUUACACAGCCUGGACAGAGAAGGCCCUUUCCAAGCACUAAACAACUGCUAUUUCUACAAAGACACAAUUCAAGCAAAGUUUCUUGAUCUGAGCCCUGUAAUGUACAUAGUCAUAGCUGUGCAAGCUAAGGCCAUUCAGCCACCAGCUGCUACUAUUUGGGAUUAUAUUCAUAAAACCACCUCCAUUGGAAUUUAUGGACCCAAAUAUAUCCAUCCAAGUUUUACUGCUGUUUUCACAGUUUGUGGACACAACUAUGUGCCAGGAAAGUUUACAGUCUCUGACAUUAAGAAGGGUGGAAAAAACGUAUCUCCGGUAGUAUUUCAUCUCUGGGGGAAGCAUUCAUUUUUACUUGACAAGCCACAAGAUUUAAUUAUUUCAGCUUUUUCAUGUGAUCCUGAUUUUGAAGUAAAGGUAGAGAGAGAAAGGAAAAUAAUUGCACAAAGGCAAUUGGAAGCAGGUGCAGUAGUUCAUCAACAAAUGUCCUUUUCUUCAGUUGACCACAGAGAUAUGCACUUGUUUGUUUUCAGGGUUCAUGUGGGGCCUCCCAGGGGAAAACCAGUCACACAAUUUUUUGUCACUUCACCUGAUCCAGCCCCAAACCUAAAAAGGCUCUCACAUCUUCAGAGCUAUUUCCAGAAGGAGAGAGAAGGCAAGGGAGUGCCUUUGUUAUCAGCGGGGCUUGUUAAGUACCCCACUUUCCAAGAUAAAAAAAUGAAUUUUACCAAUUAUGGGAUCACACUGAAGACGGUCCUGAGGCAAAGUAGGAUUGACUACUUACUUGAUUACUUAAAGGGGGAUACAAUCGCCCUUCUUGGAGAAGGCACAGUAAGAGCCAUUGGACAAUCCAAAGUGAAAGAAUGGUAUGUAGGAGUCCUCCGAGGUAAGGUCGGACUUGUGCACUGCAAAAAUGUCAAAGUGAUUUCCAAAGAACAAGUGAUGUCUCUGUCUGAUGGCAGUUUGACAACCAAGAAUCUUUUGGAGCAAAUUGCCUUGCCAUUUAAAAAUCUGACUUAUAUAUACUCUGUUAUGUUGACCCUGGUGUCAGAAAACAUUCAUGACUGGAAAGUUUUAGCUAAUGUCCUGGGCUACUCACAUCUGGCACAGGAAGAUUUUGAUCAAAUUCAAGCAGACAAGGAACCAGAAAGGGUUUCUUACAUUGUCAAGAAGUUAAAGGAAGAUUGCCACGAAGACAGAAGUACCAGAAAGUUUCUUUAUGAACUGAUUGUGGCUCUGCUAAAGAUGGAUUGCCAAGCGUUAGUGGCACGUCUUAUCCAAGAGGCUGUUAUACUGACCUCAGCUGUUAAGCUUGGAAGAAGUUGGAGGGAACUUGCUGAGAAGUCGGCAGGACUCACUAAGCAUCAGAUGCAGGCAUAUGAAAUUCCCUACCGAGGAAAAUCUGGAGAUGUUUCAGCCGAGACAAUAUGGAAACCUGCUUAUGAUUUUCUGUAUGCAUGGAGCACUCACUAUGGAAAUAGCUAUAGAGAUGUGUUACAAGACCUUCAAUCAGCUUUGGACAGAAUGAAAAACCCUGUCACCAAACGGUGGAGAGACUUAACUGGAACUUUAAUAUUAGUAAAUUCUUUAGAGGUUUUAAGAGUAACUGCUUUCACUACUUCUCAAGAAAUAUAGAAUGAAGCAAUUUUUUGGAGCAAGGAAAAUGG
Molecule: messenger RNA, 3224 nt
Organism: Peromyscus eremicus (cactus mouse)
Lineage: Eukaryota; Metazoa; Chordata; Mammalia; Rodentia; Cricetidae
Gene: Macc1
Product: MET transcriptional regulator MACC1
Exons: 5
Coding region: 634-3192 (852 amino acids)
Cellular component (GO): cytoplasm
Molecular function (GO): protein binding
Source: RefSeq, a predicted model, not a curated record